UCCCCACCGCUCCCUGCAGCCUUACUCUUCGUGCACCUCAUUCACAUCACUGCCCGGCCCCCGGAGGUACCUGAGGGUUUUUCCUCUGGUCCGGUCCAGUCUCUCCUUGAACAGGUGAGGGAACUGACCAAGAAGGGGAGACACUGGCCCAGGGUCAGGGUGAGGUAUAGUCAGUCCAGGGACACAUGUCAGCCAUGAGCUCGGAACUCUUACCGGCUCCUCGUCAACACAGGGGUGACUUCCGAGAACGGGUAACCGUGUUGAGCCACGCCGUGCACUCCACACCCGCUGAGGCAGGCGCUACCAUCGUCUUCCCACUUUUCACCGAGGAUGCAGAGCCUCAGAGGGGGCAAGUAACUAUCCCAAGGCCACACAGCUGGUUGGCGGUGAUGUUGCUGUUCCAGGUCCGAUGGAUCCGAGGCCAGAGUCCGAGCUCUCGAGGACGGCUCCCUACCCCGCCUGUCCAAGAUGCUCCUGGAGGCCAGAGAAUCCUGCCAGCAGCCGUCACGGUAGCCCGGACUGAGUGGGCAUCCUUGAAAGAGGGAAGGGAGGAAGGAAGGAAGGACAGAUGGAUAGAAGAGACUCUGCAAGGCCCUCUCUCAUCCAGCAGCCCACUUCAUCCUCUAAGGACCCUACCACGUCUGUGUGCAAGGCCAGUGCACUUGUCCGUACGGCGUGGGGACCUUUGUCGGGGAUCUGCCUCUGCCUGCAUGUACCACCCACCCAGCCACGCUCCGCUCCCCCCGCCCUCCGUCCAAUCUCAGGAAGUUCCACCUGACCACCCACCCAGUUGCCCAGGGACCAUUAAUUUUUCUAUGGACGAUCAAACCCAGAUAGAGUGGAAGGGCUACCGCACAGCUGAUCCCAAAACAGUAACCAAGGCGCCAGGGACAACAUCUGGGGGUCGACCAGGACAGGCAGUGGACACAACCGUGUUGGCCUUACGUGUACUGGGAAAGUUUUCUCCGAUGUAUGUCCCCGAGGGGCAAAGGGGUAGAAAUCCUCCGCACGGCAAACUGGCACAAUGCAAGAAAAACCGGUCACAUGUAGAACCCUAUCCUAAGGAAGGCUGCAGGCGUCAACGCACAUCACCACAGCGAACAGUAUGAUGUGGGUCACACUCCGCUAAACAGCCCGAACCAACAUGGGUCGUGCAAUGAGAAA
Molecule: messenger RNA, 1164 nt
Organism: Felis catus (domestic cat)
Lineage: Eukaryota; Metazoa; Chordata; Mammalia; Carnivora; Felidae
Exons: 7
Coding region: 186-1109 (307 amino acids)
Source: RefSeq, a predicted model, not a curated record